AAUCUGUUUUUGGAUUGGUUUUGGUAUGCGGCGUCACUGAGUGAAUGUCAUUGGAUUUAUAAAUACAAUCAGCUCCAGAAAUAGGUGGCUACAGGUUUUCCAGGCGUACCGACUAAAAUAAAAUAGCCUGGAUUCGGUUAACAAUAAUAUUGUCUUAUUGUCUGCCGGGCGUUCGGGUUUAGCGCGACUCGCUUAUCGAUAUUUCGCUAUAAAACCGUAGUUUCUUUUGAUUAAUUAUGGACGAAGAUGAUGCCCAACAGUUUUCUUUGCGAUGGCAUAACCACCAGAUACACUGAGGACCGUGUUAUCUGAAGCUACACUGUUUCUAGUCAUUGGACACACCUAUACAAAUGACAAGUGUGGUCGGCGCUCUGGGGCGGAUGCUAGCGACGGGGGCCCUGAGUGACGUGACGCUAAGCGCGAGUGGCGCCUCGCUUCGAGCUCAUCGACUCGUGCUAGCGGCUUGCAGUCAAUACUUUGCGCAAUUGUUUAAGGAAGUGGAAACCGACAAUCACACCCUGGUGGUGGUGCUGGGCUGCGACGCGGCGGAGCUGCGGUUGCUACUCACGUUCAUGUACACGGGCGAGGUGACGGCGUCGCGCGAGUGUCUGCCGGCGCUGCUGCGGCUUGCGCACACGCUGCAGGUGUCCGGACUCACGGACGCCGACACGAAUAACCUACCACAACCUUUCCAAGAGCCAAACGAACCAGAGUCACCUAUCAACCUUGAAAAGACAAAUAUUCCUCCGCAUCAUGCCAAAAAUGAAACAAUCGAUCCAGAACUCGAUAGGCCGUUAAGUGAAACACAGAAAGCAUCGGAAUAUUUCCACGAAACAGCGGGUAGAAACGAUAAAGACAAAUUAAGCAAGCUGGAUCAGAUAGUUCAGAAUUUGUACAGUACCCAUCGAGUUGGAAACUUCGUGGGAACACUGGCAGCACCGACGCUUCCACCAAUAUCAAGUUUGGGAGAGCCGCCGGACGAGCGGCGCUGGCGCGGCUCGGAGUGCGGCGUGUGCCACAAGCGGCUCAGCAACCAGUACAACCUGCGCGUGCACAUGGAGACGCACGCGGGCCGGCGCCACGCGUGCCGCGCCUGCAGCCACGUGUCGCGCUCGCGGGACGCGCUGCGCAAGCACGUGGCGUACCGGCACGCGGCGCAACACAAGAUGUGACGUCACGCGCGCCUGGACAUGUUUACGUCUCGAUCACAAAGUGGAUAGCAAAGGUGGGAAUCUCCAAACAAACCUCUAUUCCGGUGCCAUGUUUACCAUACUCUCUCAGAGGUUUGCCCAAUGGUUGAAAUGUCUGCUCCGAUCCGAAGUAAUAAAGUAAUAAAUAUUAAUUUUCAACGUAGUUUCAACCGCAAGGUAAGUCUAAUUAAAACCUCGUUCCGAAACUUGUAUAUAUAUCCCGUAUGAUUGUUCAUAGUAGCAAUGCAAAUAUGCCAGGCAGUAGAUUAAUCAUAAUGUGGAAUAGGCGUUCUUGGCUGAAUAUUCUUACUGACGCUUGUUCACAACUCAUUGGCGCUGCGGUAAGUGCUGUGGGUGUAUGAGCACGAUGUAUUGGAUUCGAUAACCUAAGCUAAGCAAUGAGAAAGAAUACCGGUGACUUUUAGUGGUAUAUUAUUUACCAUCUUAGACUGCAUCAUCACUUACCACCAGGUGAGAUUGCAGCCAAGGGCUAAAUUGUAGCGGAAUAAAUAAUAAAUAAAAAGAAACGGCCAAUUUACCUCUCUAAGUUCAAUCUCAAAAUGAAACCCAGAUUGGUGAGUUUCAAAGAUGAUUGUGUUUGUGUUUGAUUAUUGCUUGCAACAACUCGGACAGCGUGACGUGCUCUCCGGCGUGAGAAACGUACACUAUAGAAUAAGUAUUUUAUCUAGUAGCAGCCUUAAUGACGGAGCUAUUAAAUAGUUGUUAAUUUUUUUUAUUUUGGAAAGCUGUAUAUGGACCUAUUGAUGGAAGAAAAGGCCUUAAAGAAUAGGUUGGGAAAAAAAUCUUUUUUACCCCUCGAUGAAUGAACCAAUGAAAAUUUAACAAAUAUUUAAUAGCUUCUUCAUGAAGGCACAUCUAAUGAUAAGGAUUGUCGAUGGGGUUACGUGUAACCCGUGGUAACCCGACUAAUUCAUAAUCCCCCAUAUAAAUAAAUGAGUGUGAAUCGUUGGGAUUUUUCUUUCCCCGUCGAGUCACACCUGGUACUCGUUGGAAGUAUUUUUAAUUACCAUUCCCAUAGUCUGUCCCUUGGGUGUGGGAGAAAUAUUCCCAACGACUCAAGUGUGUCACGAUUGGGUGCGACUCGUUGGGAACUCACCGGAAAAACCUAUUCCCAUAUCACAUCAAAUCAAUAUUAUAUCAAGCUAUAUCAACUAAAUAAAUAUUUCAAGGUCCCAAAUAAAAUCACAAAAUCACUAGAUCAGAUGGCAUGGCGUGCAUCUAAUUUUUUUAAUAAUUUUGACCGUUUUAUCAUAUUCCCACUGGACUGUUUUAUUAAAUGUUUGUUCUGUAACCCGAAUUGUAAAGAUAAUGUAAAAAGUAUUUAAUGUAAGUUAGUUACGCUAUAGUUUAGUAUGUAGGUGCCUUUAAAUCAACUGUUCAAUUUACUUCAUCAAUAAUAAAAGAAAGAAAAAGUAUUCAAUAACUUUUGCGUAGUAAGGAUUAUUUGCUAGUCGUGGUCCAGAAAACGAUUAGAAACACUAUAACGUCAAAGUAAAAUGUAACUUAUGCAUAUUGUUUUAAAGCUCAGAUUCAGCCUGCGUUCUUAGCGGACGGUAAGCUAAAUAAGAAUCAGCAAGUACAGAAUUUGCGACAUUAAAACCAGUAAGGUUAGGUCCAUUUUACUCUGACGAUAGUGUUUCGGCUACGCCUGCGAUCGUCCUAUAUUCUCUAUUGUUUAAACUUGUCUGAUAAGGGUAACAAAAUUUUCUACACUUCUUAAAGUAAAGUAUAAAAAAGUGAUAUAAAAUAAUUUAAAAAAUUAAACUGAUAUUUUCUCUAUGUUUUUAUUACACAACAAAACAAGACAAGUAAGAAAAAAUAACUUUAUUACCAGGUAGAGAUUGCUGUUAACCGAUAAGACCGCCUAUUGUACCUUUUCUUUUUGUUUUUUUUUGUUCUAAUUCUUUGUAUUUGGUGUACCAUAAAGUGUAUAUUGAUAUGAUUUGAUACUUAAAGGUACUGGUCGUAUUAAC
Molecule: messenger RNA, 3184 nt
Organism: Pararge aegeria (speckled wood butterfly)
Lineage: Eukaryota; Metazoa; Arthropoda; Insecta; Lepidoptera; Nymphalidae
Product: modifier of mdg4-like
Exons: 6
Coding region: 351-1172 (273 amino acids)
Biological process (GO): regulation of transcription by RNA polymerase II
Cellular component (GO): nucleus
Molecular function (GO): protein binding
Source: RefSeq, a predicted model, not a curated record